AAAAUUAUGAACUUGAACUCUAAAGCCCUCUAUUAAUUGUUUCACGAGAUACAUAUAGUUCGUAUAUGAACCACCUCCGUAGCCCGAUCCAAUUCGAUCCAACAGAUGUCUCUUUACGUCUCGCGUUCUGAAUUGUUUUUGUGCAAUACAUCAUGGCGCCCAUAGCAGUGGCUUCUGGGAGCGUGCGAUGGUUACCAUUUUUCAGUGUCUAGUUUUGCGCGGUGUGUAACGUAACCGUUCGAACAGUGGUGUUUCAUAUGGUGUUUAUUGUCGUUUUCUCGUCAAAUUCGCGUUCGCAUCGGAUGUACGACGCUGCGGAGACCGAUAUGGAGGCACUGUAUCACUUUUCCAAUGUUAUUUCACUGAAGCAGGUGUUGGGUUAAGUCGUACAAGUCAACAGUCAAAACACAACACAAUCACAGGCGUUCGGUAAACACCAACAAAUUGUAAUGGUAAUAAUCGGUGACUGCAGUUCACGACACAGCAAUACGUCAUGCAGAGCAAGUCUGAAUUAAGAAGGGGCUCAACAAGAGGGCCGUUGAUAUGCUGUUACAAUGGCAGGAAAGCCUGAUCUGUCGGCUGCCACCGAUGUCCAGAAUGUCGUAGUAUUCGUAUCAAACGACACAUUUGCCAGAGCUUAUGCAGUUGGACAGCAGAAUGUGCCCCCGUGCUCACAGAAUGGCACCUACCAAAAUGCCCAACAUCCAAUGGCCACUGUCACUGCAAAACCUUACUCUGACAAACAGAUCAUCAAGCCCCCAGACUAUCCAACCAAUGGACAAGUAGUCAAUGGACAGCCGGGGGGCUACUUCAUCUCCCAGAAUGGCUUCCCUCAACCUGUGGUGAACAAUAUCGGUUACCAAAAUGGGAAAAACUACAAUGAGGUGGUUCCGGAAAGGCACUCGGGUCCCGGACGGCCGGAGGCCAAAUCGCGCGGCGAAGAGUGUGACAAUCGCGAUGGUUUCGCGGACUCCAGUUACGUGACGGUCAUGGGGGCCGCCGACAUGGCCCCGCAGAGUGUUCGUUGUGAUUCAGUGCGAUCCGAGGCCGGUGAGUCCAGCUGCAGCAGCCUAAGUUCAGCCGAUGAGAGCAUGGUGGUUGUGCAGAAUGGGCCCAACGAAAUGGUAGUGUAUGAUCCUAGUGUUAGUGUUCGGCCUGGGGGUGUUGUUCUGACCGUGGGGCCGGCCCCUAUAUCUCAGCAGACGCAGGGUGGGCCCACGGGGGCCAGUCCAGUGCAAACGCAGAACCAACAGCCCUCCAUUCUGGUACCCUAUGGGUGGAAAAGGAUUGUCAACAAUGGAUCUGUGUUUUAUAUCAGUCCGAGCAACGCGGCUCUCAGUUUCCCGGACGAAGUGAAGAAAUAUCUGCAGACAUCCGGGACGUGCAAGUGCGGCUUGGAGUGCCCCUUCAAGUUCGACAGCGUUUUCAAUUUCGAUCCGAAGGUUGCUAGUAAGCCGUGGGUGUUAUCGCCAGAUACAAAUCAAGGGGACCUGACAAAAUUAUGCAACCACAAAAGAAAAACACUGGAAAUGGCCUCAUUAGAUUGUAAGCCACCCGACCCCCACGUUAAAUUAAGAAAAGAAUUCAAUAUCAAAAAGAAGAGGCGAAAAAUUGGAUUGCCAUAUGGAGGAGUGUCAGUAUCGCAAAUUCUUGCACAGAGGGAUAAACUACCUCUACAUAGUCAGCAUAUUCAGCAGCAAAAUUACGUUAAGGAUAACUUAGGAAAUCAACAACAGAUAUGGUCUCAAUCGUCGGUGAACAAUGCUCAAGUGGUCACCAAUCGGUUACAGGGUUACCCGGAGGGCUACCAACAGCAAUUCAUUCGGUGCCAGGACCAGUCCGGCAACAGGGUAUUGGCCGGAUCCCCAAUAAUUCUGGGCGAAGGCAUGAUGGUUCACAACGGCACGUCCAAUCCCAACAUAUCCCAUCCGCAGCAGCAACAAAUGCCGCCCCAGAACCAACCACAAACACAACCUUUACCACAUAUGUCUCCCUCUACAUCCAACCCCAAUAUCCACAUCCAACAACAACACAUAAUAGGACCCAAUGGACAAAUUAUCAACGUUCAGGGACCGAUUCAUCAGCAUCGUCCGAUGGAUGCGCAAAUUCAGAACAGUGAAACUGUGAUGAUGCAAAGUCAGGGUGUUAUGCAACCACAUCAACAAAGAAUUUAUGUUAACGGACAGCCCAACGAACCAAGCGGACCAGGUCGGCCCAAUGUCCAAAUGAUUCCAGUAAGCGUAUCAAGUCAGAGACCACCACAGGAUGUACAACGUAUGCAUCAUCAGCAGCAACAGCAACAUCAACAACCGUUCUACAAUCAAUAUCAACCUGUUCAGCAGUUUGAUCCUUCGAAGAAUGUCCGACCUUUUGGAGGACAAGUUAUGAAUGGUUUUCGACCCCAAGGUAUUCCCAACAAUCAAGUGGUCCCUUGUCCGGUACAAAUGGGGCCUCAACAACAAAAGAUGCAUUGGCAACAUAGGAUACCUCAGCAACAUCAUCAACAAACUCAGCAACAGCAACAGCCUCCGCCUAACCAAAUUCCCAUAUCCCCGCAGCAACAGAGUCCUAAUAACUCGGCAAACGUUUAUGAAAGGGUUCCUCCUUUGCAUCAGCCGCAAACGGUGUGGCAAGAGGAAAUCAAGAGGAAAAAGGUGAAAAUGGGAAAAGUAUCGAAGAAUAGGCCUUACGUGAUGGAUGGGUGUUCACCAAACCACGCGCCUUGUCCUAAUAUUGACGUCAGGCAAAUACCCGGGGAAAGUUGUAGACCGAUUCUACCUAAUCCUUUUCCGCCUAGCAGUGGUCAAAGUUCAAGUCCCUCAUUUAUGGAAGAUCCUAGCGGUUAUCUAGCUCAGCAAACCGCUUUAUUAAAUAAUACAAUUAACGGACAAACAGGAGCAAAUGCGUGUAAUUUUGCGUGUAGUAGUCCAGCUUCAUCCAUACAGAAUACACCUCCAUCAAAUAUAAUGUCACAAGGCAAUGAAGUUCCUCUGCCGAGUAAUCUUGUAGUGCCCCACAUGAAGAACCAACCAAAUAGAUGUCAUCAGAACGUCAAUAUGAUUUCUAACAAACCACAACAGAUACCGCAGCAUAUCAUGAUGAAUCAACAGCAAUACAAUGUUAUGACCCAGCAACAACAGCAGCAACAACAAAAUGUGGCAGAUAGCAGUGUCGUGCGAGAUCAUCAAUUUAAUCAGUGCCACGGUUGCGUAGCGGAUAGUGUACAACAACCAGGACAAUUUAUAGUCAAGGAUAAUGGUCAUAAGCACUCGCAUUCGAGACCCAAUAGCGAACCUGGAACACCUAGUUCAUCUGGAACGUUAGAGGAUCCAGUUACAUCUUCGACGUUCUCUGAUAAGCAAAUGAGUUUGGCCUCUCCAGAUUCGAGACCGAUUCAAGGAGGAACUGUCAGCACAAGUAAUGUGUCACCUGUUGAUGGUACACAAUCUGAUCCUCCAACUCCCCAUCCACACACACCAACGCCGCCUCAAAUGCCAUUUGUAUAUUCUCAGAAUAAUCAAGUGCAUAUGCAACAGAGAGAAGCAAGUAGUAGCAGCAAUUAUAUACCUCCUUCGGGUAAUAGUAAGCCAGAAAUGUGUACUCAUUCCCAUACUCCAACAAGAGUUCCUGGAGUUGUAACAACAAUGGCCAGUGGACGAACUGUUGGUAGUAACACCAUAACGUCUGUGCUUGCCGGCCGAGCUAACACGGCCACUGUUUCUGUGAAUGCACCCUCUACCACACCGUCAUCAGUCAACUCCAAUGUUCCAACGCAUGCAAUUACCGUCAACGUUUCGAAGUCACCUCUUGAAAUGGUACAAAGCGUCGUCAGCAGCAUUCAAGUCCCACACACACAGCAGCCGAAUGCCAUGAGCUCGGCGCACAACAGCAAUCAACAACAGCAAAUAUCGCCUCAAAUUAUAAAACAUUCUCCUACAGGUCUACCACCUGGUCACAUUUUAGUUUCAUCUGGGGGUCAACUGAUAAUGGCGAAUACCGGCAACGGAAACGGAGUCAUGGCGCCGCCGCCACCUAAGAUUAUGGCUAAUCAGGGUGGAAUGCCGCCUAUAUCCGUGUCUCCCAUGAUCACCAAUGUGACUGCAUCUGUAACUCAAGUGAUUCCUGCUGUAGCACAGCAAGUCUUAGGACAACAAACAGUACUGGUUAAUGCACUUCCAACUCCGUCAUUUGUUUUGCAACCUGGCGUAACCAUGAGCAUGGACGGUAUGACCGUUGGACAAAACAUGCAAAUUCCUCAAUUAUUAGCAGGAAAUGUGAUACAACAACAAAUUCAAAUAGAUAAUCCGGAAGCGAGGCGGGGGACCGCGUUGUUAUCACCAGAGACCAAGAAGAAAGGUAAAAAGAGGAAAAUGUCAUCUCAGACUGUGGCCAGUAUGUUGCAUAUUGCAGCUCAACAAAAUUCUGGUGUUAUGAUGUCUCAACAAGGUUUCCCACAGCAGAUUCAAAUGGCACACAGUCCCCAGGGUAUAACAACGGGUCCCGUAAUGCAAGCUUUGACUAUUGUUCCUAGUAAAAACGGCGGACCUCCUCAAAUAGUAAUGAAUGGACAAGCUAUGGCGAAUACCAAUCUGGGUACACAGCAACUCAUAACAAAUUCACAGCCCACUCAGCAAAUUAAUUUAUUACAACCUGUUAACUUGAUUAAUGGUACGACUGGUGUAGUACAAAACUUUCCAAUACAGCAGUUUAUUUUACCUAAUUUGAGUGCCAGCAUGGUAAUGAAUGCCGAUGGCACGGCGACUAUAUUGCAAGACACAUCUAAUUUGGGUAUGCAGUUGCAAAUCCAAAACGUUAACGGCCAGAAUGUGCUCACGCCAGUUCAAAGUAACGUCUUCAAUGGUAGUCAGAACAUUCUAGCUGCUGGUCCAGCAGGAAUGGUCAUAAGAGCUCCAUCCUCUCAGGGUAAAAUCAUCCAACAACAACAACACAGUCCUGGUGCGCAGUUUUUAUCUCCGAAUGGUGGCCAGUUUGUGGUGAACGGGGCGCAGUUUAGUGGCCAGUUAAGUCCUUUAGUAGCUAGUGUUAGUCCAUCUCAGCAGAUGACAUUCAGCACGUCCCCCCAGGCGAUGAGGACUAAUAAUUCAAUUCAACCCCAACAGCAAGAGUAUAUACAGUGCGGUCAGACUUUAAUGGUGCCUUGCGCUCCUGGUCCAAAUAUUGCAGUUUCUUCUUCCAAUCAACAGAAUACAACUUACGUGCAGCAAAACACUACAAUAGUUCAGCAACAGACCACUAUGGUAUCUAACAAUCAGCAGCUUCAGAAUUUCCAAAACGCCUCUCCACAACAACAAAAUCCCCAGCAAAACGUCGCUAGAACAACAACUCUAAACGUCGAUCAGAACUUCAUUAUCAGUUCAAAUGAUAGCAAACAAGUGCAGGCAGUAGUACUGCAGCGUGAUGGUCCUCAGAAUCCUAAUUACAGGCAUUCGGUGUCAACACAGACGGCUGUUAACCAAAACACGCAGUCUGUAACAACGAAUACGUUUACAUCGACGCUAUCUGCUGGCGGAAGUCCACCUGACACUACCACAUUAAGUCCAGUCGCGUCUGGGGUGCAGAGCCCUCCUACCGCCGAUACCACGACGCAUUCUGGAAGCACGGACGAUGGCCUCUCACCUGCACCCUCGAAUUGUUCCACAAAUUGCGGUGAUAUCAACAUCCAGGGGAGACAGCAAUCAAUGGCAAUGGUGCACUGCAUUUCCAGUAGUGAACCAGAUUCUGCAGAACUGACUUCACAGACUCUCGAACACGAUUGGCGGCGAUCGCAACCAAUGUGCUCGACUCCCAAACCCGACUACGGUGAAAUCACCAGCCAGACUCAGAUCGCGUUCAAGAAAUCUGGCUCAACACCCACCCAUCUGGCCUACGCAGAGAGUUCGACUUUGAUGUCUGGAUUGCUGUUCUCCGAUCAUGUUAAAUCCCACCAACAGGAAGCUGUGGUCAGUUCUAGAAAUUACGAAAAGAUGCGACGGAAGAACAGCGAGGCGAUGAUCGUAAUGGAGGCAACACAAAUGCAUACAUCGCUUUUCGAAGACGAUGAAGAAACCGGCAAAGCCGAAUCGAAAUCCAGUUUUGACGUUGGCGAUUUAGUUUGGGGUCCGACGAAAGGCUUUCCCGCCUGGCCCGGUAAAAUUGUUGAUGUGGACGGCGAAGGGGUCUCUGUGAUGUGGUUUGGUGAAAAACUCGUAACUAAAAUCGAGCCGGGUAAACUGCAGACACUCACCGAAGGAUUAGACGCCCACCAUCAGGCACGAACGAAAGCAAGAACAAGUCGCAAACUGAAUACCCAAUUGGAAAACGCCAUCCAGGAAGCCAUGUCCGAGUUGGACAAGAAAAACGAAAGCGAGGACAGUGAGAAAAGAAAUCAAGAACAGAAAUCGAAGUCGCCGCAAAAAAAUGCUGGAUACACAAAGAAAACAUCGGGACGACUGCGCAGCAGUCAGAGAUGAAAAAAUUAUAUCACCGUAACAAUAAAUACCUGGACCAACAUCAAAACGGAACACAUUGUAUAUUCAUAUUGAAUCUUAUAGUAUAACUGGAGAAAAAGAAAUCGUAGAUAAAGAAUUUUUACUAAUGCUUCUUAAUGUUAAAGUGAAAUAUAAACUGUAGGCUGAUGUUAUAUGGUAAUGAUUCCUAGAAGAUGUAAUUUAUAUAAUCGUCAUGAUAUAAAAGAUAUUUUUCAAAUGCCUUUUUUAAUAAAAGAAAACAAAACUUAGAGUAAGUCUUGGCACUUAGUAAUUUGAACCUCAUUAAACAGUUUACAAUAUAUAAAUAUAUAUUCAUGUAUAAUAUUUAUAGACGUAAUAAAUUGGGCUUUCACUCAAUGUCUGACUAGUUUAUAUGAUUUGUAUUUGUUAUGUAUUAUUUAGUGUCCAAAAACUUUGAUUUACAUUUGCUAGAAAUCACGCCUUUAAAUUAUGCUUAACAUUAUUUCUUUAUCAACUUUUUUGGACAUUACAUUUUAUGUAAAACUACAAUAAUAGGGAGCUUAGGUAAUAUUCAAAACGUAUAUUGCGGGUCACAUGUAUCAUUAAAAUUAAAUUAUCUAAGAAAGUUAUUAGUUUAAAAUUGUCUGAUGAGAUUUUAUAUACGUAUAUAUACCGAUAAAUCCUGGGCCAAUAAAGAGCAAUGGUUACGGGAUCACCCAGACUAUGAUUGUCACAAAUUUUUUGUUCUACCAUCAAAGCAUUAUAUUUGUGAUGUAAUUCUCAAAUAUUUAUUUUUAAUAUGUUGAUGACUAUAUAUCAUAUAAUUACAAUGAUGGAAAUGGACAAAUUCUGUUUUGCGAAACAAAAAUGUGACUAUUUAGAACGAAUCAAGAUAAACUGUCGUCGUCAUGACACAUAAUGUUAAAUUACAAAAUUUAUUUGAAUACAUUUUUAUUAUUAUUGUAUAUUUAUUUCAUUUAUUAUACACCAUGUAAAUUAUUUACGUAUUUGUAUGUAUCUGUUCAAGAUUCUAUAUGUUCUCUGUACUUUCAUCGUUUCGUGAUUUCUAGUCAAAGUUGAUAGGUGCGACAUUUUUAUAUACUAUAUAACGACAAUAACCGUAAAAAAUUGGUUUCGUGGUGUAAUUAUGUUUUUGGUACUGUGAUAUACUUAAUAUCUGUAAUAAUCAUGUUUUACAUACAAUUCGAAAAUGAGAGCAACACACUUGUAUAGGUAUUAUCAUGAAAUAUUAAAUGUUUUUAUAUCAAAAAAGUUGUAAGAAAUAUAUAAUUGCAAAAUAUUUUCUAUUAGGACACUUAAAAAUUAUGGAACUAGUGAUGAUUUUGUAAUUAUUAAUAGCUUGCCAUUUUAGAGACAGUUCAGCACUGAGCUGCGCCAUACUUUAUUUAAAUUUUAAAAUGUUAUAACGGAAUUUUCAGGGUUUUAUUUUCUUUUGUAUAUUUUAAGUUGUAAGAAUUGUGUUUUGCAAAUGGACAUAUUGUGUGUUAGAUUUACAUUCUACUUCUCAAGUAUUUGAAUUGCUAUCGAUUAUUUUAGUUUAAUGCAUUUUAAUUAAUCGUUAGGAUCGAUAUGAACCAUAAUCAAAGGAUGUAAUAAUGCUUAUAUUAAGUAGUUACAAAAUAUACAUAUAUAAAUAUAUAAGUGAAAGUUGUACAUUAUAUUUUUAUAAAAUUAUGUAUUUAUUGUUUAUAGUUUCUUUUUUGUUUUUGUUUUUUAAUUAGAUUUGCUUAUUUAUUAAUUACUCUAAAAGAAUUGAAUUUUAUUAUACGUAAUUUAUGGAUUUUAAGAGAAAAUUCUUUAAAGCAUAAAUCAAAUUACGUUAUGAAACGAAUCAAGUUUGUAAAAAUGUUAAUAUUUAAAAUAUUUGCACAUAAUUUUCUAAUGAAUUUACUUAGUUGUAUAUUUUGUGAAAACACUAGGCAAUAAUUCAGUUUUUGUUACAGCAAAUUAUCUUUAGUAAAUCUUGUUUAUAGUAAACCUUUCUUUUUAAUACAAUAGCAUCACAAUAAUAUUAUAAUACAUACUGAAGCGAGAAAUAGGAAAAAUAGGAGCCGUCCACUAAUACAGAAAAUCAUUUAUAUUGUCAAGUGGACAUUUCUUAUUUGUUUAUUUUGUUUGCACUUGGGCGUUUAACAAAACCAAAAGUAAAAAAAAUACCUAUUUGACUUCCAUAAAUUACAAAAACUAUUUCCUGACGUACCUCAAUUAAUUUUGUUGGACCGUCCCAAGUACCUGUGCAUAUCUGUUAUUUAUUUCUCAGUUUUAUUUUGUAUAUAUUUUAUAGGUACCUGUUUUUCAUGUCACAGAUAUGAAUUGUGUAACCGCUGAAUUUUCGGUGGUCGUACAUUCGAACUGAAUUUGUUCGUGAAUUCGACCAACCUUGUAUGUAUGUUUCUGUAAAUAUAUUGUAUUAAUACUUUACUGUUUGGCCUGCUAUGUUCUGGUUGAACAAUCCUCCAGCCCAAUAAAUACUGGAUUAGAUAAG
This is a messenger RNA of Aethina tumida (small hive beetle), 8955 nucleotides long. RefSeq lists its product as uncharacterized. Gene Ontology annotation, cellular component: chromocenter; nucleus. Bases 555 to 6470 code for a protein of 1971 amino acids. The transcript is spliced from 11 exons. The record is from RefSeq and is a predicted model, not a curated record. Lineage: Eukaryota; Metazoa; Arthropoda; Insecta; Coleoptera; Nitidulidae. Gene Ontology annotation, molecular function: DNA binding; chromatin binding.